Molecule: messenger RNA, 1039 nt
Organism: Pygoscelis adeliae (Adelie penguin)
Lineage: Eukaryota; Metazoa; Chordata; Aves; Sphenisciformes; Spheniscidae
Source: the annotation of a RefSeq genome assembly
AUGAACCCGUAUACAAAACUAAUCUCUUACCUAAGCCUCCUCCUAGGAACAACCAUUACAAUCUCAAGCAACCACUGAAUAAUAGCUUGAACCGGACUAGAAAUCAACACCCUCGCUAUCAUCCCCCUCAUCUCAAAAUCCCACCACCCCCGAGCUGUCGAGGCCACAAUCAAAUACUUUCUAGUCCAAGCUGCCGCUUCAACACUGAUACUCUUCUCAAGCAUAACUAACGCCUGGUUCACAGGACAGUGAGACAUCACCCAACUAACCCACCCGACAUCCUGCCUCCUACUGACAGCAGCAAUUGCAAUAAAACUGGGACUAGUCCCAUUCCACUUCUGAUUCCCAGAAGUACUCCAAGGCUCUCCCAUAACCACUGCCCUAUUACUAUCAACAAUGAUAAAAUUCCCCCCAAUUACCAUCCUCUUCAUAACAUCCCACACACUUAACUCCACAUUACUAACCAUCCUAGCCAUCACCUCAGCAGCCCUAGGGGGCUGAAUAGGACUAAACCAAACACAAAUCCGAAAAAUCCUAGCCUUCUCAUCCAUCUCCCACUUAGGCUGAAUAACCAUCAUCAUCAUCUACAACCCCAAACUUACCCUAUUAACCUUCUACCUAUACUCAUUAAUAACUAUCACAGUAUUUCUCACACUCAACACAACCAAGACCCUAAAAUUAACCACAAUAAUAACGUCAUGAACAAAAGCCCCCAUAUUAAACGCAACCCUAAUAUUAACACUCCUCUCUCUAGCAGGACUCCCACCACUAACAGGCUUCCUACCCAAAUGACUUAUCAUCCUAGAACUUAGUAAACAAGAAAUAACUACCACAGCCACAGCCAUUGCCAUACUCUCUGUACUAGGGCUAUUAUUCUACCUUCGCCUCGCAUACUACUCGACAAUUACCCUCCCACCAAGCCCCACAAACCACAUAAAACAAUGGUACUCCUACAAACCAACAAGCCCCCAAGUUGCCAUCCUUACCUCCUUAUCAACUACACUCCUACCCCUUUCCCCCGUAAUCCUAGCAACCACCU